This is a messenger RNA of Ziziphus jujuba (common jujube), 480 nucleotides long. RefSeq names its product glycine-rich protein 23-like. Bases 1 to 480 code for a protein of 159 amino acids. The record is from RefSeq and is a predicted model, not a curated record. The transcript has a single exon. Lineage: Eukaryota; Viridiplantae; Streptophyta; Magnoliopsida; Rosales; Rhamnaceae.
AUGAGGAAAAGAAGAUUAAGAGUCGACAGAGGAGGAUGCAGCGUAGGAUUAAAAGAGUCCUCCAUGUCCUCGUCCUCGCCUUGGCCUAUUUCUCCACUGGGUGGAGGUAAUGGAAAUGGACAUGGAAAAACUAUGCAUACAACAAUCGGACGUGGGGGCGGUGGAACAAUAGGAGCUGGGGGUGGAACAAUCGGAGGUGGUGGCGGUGCAACAAUAGGAGCUGGGGUUGGAACAGUCGGAGGUGGUGGCGAUGGAACAGUCGGAGGUGGUGGCUGUGGAGCAAUCGGAGGUGGGGGUGGAACAAUCGUAGGUGGUGAUGGGCAUUCAGGGACCUCAGGCGGUGGAGCAGAUGGCGGUGGUGGACACUCAAUGACCGGAGGAGGCGGUGGCAAUGGUGGUGGUUUUGGAGGCGCUGGCUUGCAAGGGUUUUCACAUUCUACGCACAUUUGGCAGGCUGUCAGGUCUUUAUUGGACACUUGA